Molecule: messenger RNA, 759 nt
Organism: Loxodonta africana (African savanna elephant)
Lineage: Eukaryota; Metazoa; Chordata; Mammalia; Proboscidea; Elephantidae
Product: prorelaxin-like
Exons: 2
Coding region: 84-563 (159 amino acids)
Cellular component (GO): extracellular region
Molecular function (GO): hormone activity
Source: RefSeq, a predicted model, not a curated record
AAGCCUGGCGGAGCCAGGCAGGGAAAGCAGCCUGCAGCCAAGGAUAGACCUUCCCUAGGGAGAGGCUGAAGAGCAGGUCCACGAUGCUGUACCAGCAACUAUUCCACCUGCUAGGGAUCUGGCUGUUGCUGAGCCAGCUUCCCAGAGAGCUCUUGGCCAAGCGGUUAAGGCCUGUGAAGAAGCUAUGUGGCCGUGAAUUCCUCCAAGCCAAGAAUGAAAUCUGCAGCAAGAUCCAGUUGGAAACGUAUGGUAACAGGGGCAGGCGACCAGUGAAAACUCUCGUGACUGCAGCUCCUUUUCUACCCCCCAUCGAAGAAGAGGAAAAAACCACAGAUGAGUUCUCCGAAUUCACUCCUGAUAUUGGUGAGAGCGUGAUGGAAUAUGAAGAAUUCCCUGAGAUGAACCCGAUGACACAGAGCGAAGUAGACGACAGCAGCCCUUCAGAGCCAAAUAUCUUCAGCUUGAACCCAUAUUCCCGAAAAAAGAGAAAGAAAAUUAAAUCAGUGCAGAAGAAGUGUUGUAGGAAAGGUUGUACCGUGAAACACCUGCUGAAACUAUGCUGAAACGAGCUAAUUAUGUAGGUCUCAGCUAAUGUCCACAUGUCUUCUCACUGACACAGCCCCAGAUGCCUCUCUCAGACACCACUGAUAACUACAAUGUGACAAAUCUUUACUAGUGUUUUGAUUUCUGAUUUGUUGUGCAAGAAAAUACUCUUGACAUUAUAGAAGUUUCUGUUAAUAAAACUUUCAAUGCUAAAAA